AUGCCUCAGCCACAGCAGCAGCAGCAGCAGCAGCAGCAGCAGCAGCAGCAACCUCUGCUCGAGAACAAAGACAACGACAGACUCUCGGAGGAGCUGCCGGUUUGCUCGAAGGCGGUCUCUAUCCCCAAACCCCACGUGCACCUCCCGUCGGUGGGAAAGGUGUCGGUUGAGCAGAAGAAACCUGUGCAGUGGAACACAACGAAUCUGGGGUUGCGACUGGGCGCAGAUGUCACCUCUGCUGCGAGCGCCUCGGUCUUGAUUGCUCCUAUCAUAACUGUUAUUGACCGGUACGUGGAUUCGGAGAGUUAUGAUAUCUUUGGAUUGCAUGGGAGAGCGGACCAAGCGGGCACCCUUCUACGUGACUCAAAACUUGGUCCUAGGGUCUGCUUGUUCAAUGUCCUGCUGGGGCUCUGUCCGGACCGGACGCUGGAAGUAGGUGCCACUAACAGCAAGGACCAGAUCCAUACGGUCACCCGUCCACAUACAUUCAUCUUCUCCAGGCCAUUCCUGCUUAUCUUCGCCUUGUACUUGUCAACCUACACGACAGCCAACGCUGUCGAUACGCUCUACUCGACAGUUGCGUCCAAGCCAGCCUCUACAGUCUCUUCUGGCGCGACCAAGUUCAUUGCGACCUCGUCGGUGAAUAUGAGCGCGUGUGUAUAUAAAGACUCCUGCUUUGCGCGGAUGUUUGGGGCCGCGUCCUCUUCCCCAGGGGCGACCGUCCCCAGACUCUCUUACGCCCUCUUUGCCGUGCGAGAUAGUCUGACGAUCUUUGCGUCUUUCAAUCUGCCGUCCAUCAUCGCGCCACAACUCGCGAACCUGCCUUUGGAGCUGAGGUCGCGGUUUUCUCGCAUUCUCUCCACGGAGUCGGGCAGGAUGAACACGGCCCAGUUUAUGGCGCCGGCUGCCAUCCAAUUGAUAUCGACUCCGAUCCACCUGCUGGGAUUGGAUCUGUACAAUAGACAGGGUCGGUUGGGUUUGAGAACACGAUAUUCUCGGGUCGUGCGGGAUUGGGGCGUCAGUGCUUUUGCUCGGAUGGGAAGGAUCAUUCCCGCAUUUGGCGUUGGUGGUGUCGUCAACGCGAACAUGAGGAGGAAUUUCAUGACGAAAAUCGAAGAGUCAUGA
This is a messenger RNA of Fonsecaea nubica, 1125 nucleotides long. RefSeq lists its product as hypothetical. The transcript has 3 exons. The coding region runs from base 1 to 1125 and encodes 374 amino acids. Gene Ontology annotation, cellular component: mitochondrion. NCBI's taxonomy places the organism in Eukaryota, Fungi, Ascomycota, Eurotiomycetes, Chaetothyriales, Herpotrichiellaceae. The record is from RefSeq and is a predicted model, not a curated record.